Lynx canadensis (Canada lynx) is the source of this 1302-nucleotide messenger RNA. It is a transcript of the gene HMGB2, whose product is annotated as high mobility group box 2. The record is from RefSeq and is a predicted model, not a curated record. The transcript is spliced from 5 exons. Lineage: Eukaryota; Metazoa; Chordata; Mammalia; Carnivora; Felidae. Gene Ontology annotation, molecular function: DNA binding, bending. Bases 16 to 675 code for a protein of 219 amino acids. Gene Ontology annotation, biological process: regulation of transcription by RNA polymerase II. Gene Ontology annotation, cellular component: nucleus.
CGGGCCUGGCGAGACAUGACCAAUCGGAGGCCUCUGUGGCGUGGGGGCGGGGCCUGCGAGGGUUUGAAUAAUCACCAGAACCAAUCAGAGAGGCGGGGGUGUGGUCUGUGGCCCGGCUCGUCAAGUUACCGUGGCGCGGAGAACUCUGCAAAACAAGAGGCUGAGGAUUGCGUUAGCGAUAAACCAGUUCACGCCGGAGCCCUGGGAAGGAAGCGUCUCUGUUGGAUCCGGCUCCUCCGCGGGACUCUGAGGAAAAGCUACCACCAGGUAGACGCCGUCUGUCACCAUGGGCAAAGGAGACCCCAACAAGCCGCGGGGCAAGAUGUCCUCGUACGCCUUCUUCGUGCAGACCUGCGGGAAGAGCACAAGAAGAAACACCCAGACUCUUCGGUCAAUUUCGCCGAAUUCUCCAAGAAAUGUUCCGAGAGAUGGAAGACCAUGUCUGCGAAGGAAAAGUCGAAAUUUGAAGAUAUGGCAAAAAGUGACAAAGCUCGCUAUGACAGGGAGAUGAAAAAUUAUGUUCCUCCCAAAGGUGACAAGAAAGGAAAGAAGAAAGACCCCAAUGCCCCUAAAAGGCCUCCGUCUGCAUUCUCCUGUUUUGUUCUGAACAUCGCCCAAAGAUCAAAAGUGAACACCCUGGUUAUCCAUUGGGGAUACUGCAAAAAAGUUGGGUGAAAUGUGGUCUGAACAGUCAGCCAAAGAUAAACAACCGUAUGAACAGAAGGCGGCUAAGCUAAAGGAGAAGUAUGAAAAGGAUAUUGCUGCAUAUCGCGCCAAGGGCAAAAGUGAAGCGGGAAAGAAGGGCCCUGGUAGGCCUACAGGUUCAAAGAAGAAGAAUGAACCAGAGGAUGAGGAGGAAGAGGAGGAGGAGGAGGAAGAUGAAGAUGAUGAGGAAGAGGAGGAAGAUGAAGAAUAAAUGGCUAUCCUGUAAUGAUAUGUGUGGAGUGUGCGUGUGUGCUCAGGCAAUUGUUUUUGCUAAGAAUGUGAAUUCAAGUGCAGCUCAAUAUUAGCUUCAGUAUAAAAACUGUACAGAUUUUGUAUAGCUGAUAAGAUUCUUUGUAGAGAAAAUACUUUUUUAAGAAUGCAGGUUGUAGCUUUUUUGAGGGGCUACUACAUACAGUUAGAUUUUAAAGCUUCUGAUGUUGAAUGUUUCUAAAUAUUUAAUGGUUUUCUUAAUUCUUGACUUGUGUAUUGUAGCACAGCAAACUUGUAGGAAUUAGUAUCAAUAGUAAAUUUGGGUUUUUAGAAUUUUGAGUUUUGUUUUUUUAAAAAAAAUUUUGUAAUAAAAUUAUGUAUAUUAUU